AUGACAGUUCCAACUAAAUUAGAACAUAUAUCUUAAGUAUCAUAUAUUUCUUUGACAAAGAAAAUUAUUUUUCACGACGGUAGUGAUAGUAUUUUCAUUUGUCCAUAUACAAGCGAUGGUAGUAUUAGCUUCAUGAAAAAGAGAAUAUCUUUUUCUAAGAUAACUAAUAUUUUUUAGCUCGAUAAGUAUAUCGUCAUAUAAACCAAAAGAGAAUCAGAAGGUUUUUAUAUUUAUGACUCAAUAAAGGAAAGCUUAGAUUCAAUAAAAUGUCUCUUACCCUAAACAAACUUUUAGCUUCAAUAAGUUAAUAAAAAUGAUGAUAAAAAAGUAAAUGCUGUUUUUGAUUUUGAAAACUAAAUUAUAGUCAGGUUUUAAUAUUUUGAAAUUGAUGCUUGGAAUUACUCAAAAGAGACUUAGUUAUUUUAUGAUGAUUCUUCAUUGAAAAAGUAUUUAGAUAAAUAAAACACUUAGCUAAAUGAAGUUUUAGAUAUGGCAAUUGAUAAUGUGAGGGGAAUAUUUGUCACAAUAUAACUAGAUAAAACUAUAGCAGUUUGGGAUUACUGGAGUGGUAUUUUAAUUACUAUCUAUGAAGAGAUAGAAGCCCCAACGAAGAUUUUUUACCAAAAAACAACAAAAAUAUUUGUAAUUUCAGAAUAAACAAAGAUUGUAGUAUUAUCUAUAGUCAAAGAUGCUAACUAAGAUUUAUCAGUGUUUAGAGAAGAAUUACUUAAGCCUUUUAAUAUCAUAAACAUAAAGCUAUUGGUUGAACCUUUAAAUUUAUUUCUUUUGAAGAUCUAUAAGAUUGAUAGUUUGACAUCUGCAAAGAUAGAUUACUUAAAGUUUUCUUAAGUAGAAGGCCAACCUCUCUAAAAAUUCAUUAAUCUAGAUUAGGGAUAUCAAGACAAUUAUUAUGAUUAAAUCAAUAAAAUUUUGAUUUUAUUCUAUUUGUCGAAUAUAUAAAUUUAUCAAGUCGAAUACCUUCAAAUUGAUUCAAAGAUGAACAUAAAUACUUAACUUCUAUAAACAAUUCAAAUAGCUUUUAAAUAAUAAUACCAAUUACAUGUCAACUCUAACUAAAAACAUAUUUUUAUUGCUACCUCUACUAGGCUGUUAAACUAUAGUUAUAAAUAUUUUAAUCUUACAAAUCAUAUUAAUUAUACAAAAUAGCAUAUUUAAAAUGUUUAACUAAAACAAAUAGAAGAAACCAAUCUGAUCAUUUUGUAUAAUAAAUAAUUCUUUUAAGCCAUUGAUACUAACUCUUUUUAAAUUCUUAAAACCUAUCUCAACAAUUUUAAUUCUAGCAUUUUGACAGUUUCGAUAAAAUCAGCAAACAUCCUCAUAGCACUUUCAGACUAAAGAGUAAUUAUACUUGAUUCUUCAAGCUUAUUAUAGCCCAUUUAUGAUUUCAGCUUAAGCUAACAAGUAAGUAGUUUUAUUGAUUACGAAGAAAAUAACUAGCUUGCCCUAUUACUUUUUAAAGACGGUACAAUAGGGAAAUUAAAUACACAGGCUCCUUUUUAAAUACAUCAUAAAAUUGCCAUUUUAGAUAAUUAAAUUCAAGGUUUAUCUUUUUUCUAAAUGGAUAAUGAAUAAAAUACUAUCUAUUUCAGUGAAUACAAUUAAAAUCAAUAUUAAUUAUCAUAAAUUAGUAUUGAUAAUUUAUCUUUAUAACAUUAUAUAAUAAAACCCCUUACAUGGAGUAAAUAAGAAUAAGCUUUUUUGUUAUUUAUUUAAAUUUUGAACACACCUUUACAACCAAAUGAUUAAAAUUAAUCCAAAUUACUAUAGUGUAUAGCUUUCUAAUUAAGAAAAAACUAGAACACUAAUUAAAAUUUCAUAGACAUGUUUCUUUACGAUUUCAAUAAUUCUUAAGUUUUGAAAUAUAAAUAAGGAGUCCAUAACUCAAAUGUAACAAUAGUUAGCCACGGUGCUAUACAAAUCAAAGCUGGUAGUUAGUAAAUCUUAAUAAUUAUCACUUAUUGUGAAUCUGAAAAUUAAAUUAAGUUAUGGAAUGCUUUAACUCUUGAUCAGAUAAAUCCCACUUUAUAUUUAAAAUAAAAAGUAGAUAAAUUUAUUACAGAAUUUAAUUCUGCUUAGAUUUUUUUUACUCUUCAGAAAAGUUUAACCAUUUAUGUAUACAGUAUAACUCAGGCGAAAAUAAUAAAGGAAAUUUCAAGCUUGAUAAGCUACUGUACUUCGCUGAUAGUAAAUUAUCAAUAAAAUAUAUUUAUAGUGGGAGAAUAAGCUGGUAGAGUGUAAAUUUUUUAGUAAUCUUCUUUCCUUCCUAUAGCAAUUUUAACUCAAAACUCAGAAAUUACCUUACUACAAACAGAUUAAACUUAAAAUUACCUUAUUGUUGGAACUUCGUCAAACAUAGUAUAUGUAUAUAAGAAAUAAAGAAAUGACAAUGCUUUUGAAGAUCUGCUAUCUUAUUAGUUAAACUACGAAUUAUAAUUCUUAGAUUAAGUAACAAAAGUAUUCAUCUAAAAUGAAUUUAAUAUUAUGUUUAUUUGCUAGUAAGGUCAAGUGAAAGCUUGGAAUCUUGAUUAAGGCAAUUUAAUUGGCUCUGCUUUGAUUGAUAAUUAAAAUACCAUUGUUGAUUAAAUAUUUUUUUCUAUAUAUUCUAGACUCUUAAUCAUUUGUACAAAAUAAAGUAUUAUUACUUUAAAUAUGUUCCAAUUUACAAAUCCUGACUUCAUGCUCAAAACUAUGCAAAUGAAAAAAUCUAUUUAGCAAGCAGUUUACUUCCAAGCAAAUAGCCUUUUGGUUUAUUCUUAAAUUGUGAGUAAGAAAAGCGUGGGGACUGUAGAAUUUUGGGACUCUCAAAUAGACAAAUUUAAAUUAAUUCAUUAAGGUUUCAACUGUAAACCUAUUUAGAUAAUAAAUGCUUUAGAAAUUUUAGUAAUUAACUGCUAAAAUUAGUUGCUAGCUAUCCAAAUAAGUGACCUAUAAACCAAAUCAGUUUUUUAAUUCAAGAGUUUUCAAAUAAAAAAUGAAACCAUAAUUUAAUCUAAGACUAACUCCAACUAUUUAUAUGGAAUAAACAGAAUUCUCAACAAAAUAAACUUAUAUAUUGUGUGUCUUGGAUAAGGAAACGAGAUAAAUAUUAAAAAAUUUUCUUCAAUACAAUUUUAGUAAAAUGAUAUUCAAAAGACUUAAGUUUAAAUGUAAACAAUAGAGGAUAUCUUUUUCUUAACUCAAGAUUUUCUACUUAUCUCAUACUACUCAGGUUAAAUAAUUGUUGUUACAUCUGACUUAAAAUAAAUGAGUAAUAUUAACUCAUAAUCCCACAAAUCUCAAAUCUAAGGGGUCAAAAUAUCAAUCUCACAAAAUGAAAAGAGCAUUAUAUUGUUUUCAUUCGAUAGAGUGGGAAUAAUUAGCAAAUUUAUUCUAGAAUUUGAUGGCUAAGCUUUAGCAAAUAAAUAAAAUGAAAAUCAACUUUGUUUUUAGGAUAGAGAAAGCAUUUAAGAAUACUUUAGCCCACAAAGCAAUCAAAAUAAUUGCAACUCAAUACAAUUCUCAAAUAUUUUCAAUCUAAAUCUAACUCUAUUAAAUUAAUAUGCUGAUAAAAGUAAUAUUUAAGCUCAACCAAACGAUUUAAUAAUUUCACAAGAGAGUGGCUAUAUAGCUUUCAUAAUUCCUAGAUUAUAAAGAUUGCAGUUUGUUGAUAUUUAGACAAUGAAACAUUGGAAAAGUAUAUUAAUACCAUUAAGUGAAUUUAAUUCCUAAUUAAUAUCAUGCAGCAAAUCUAAUAUAAUUUUAGUUCUAACAGACUUUUAGAUAAAUAUAUACUAAGUUUAGGUGAACAUUUAAUAGCCUAAAAACACUUUAACUAUAGUCUAAUCCUACUACCUAAUAGAUUCUUAAUUAGGAUAUUUCUAAAAGAUCAUUUACUUAUAAAAUAAAGUAUUUUUGGCAACUUGCUAAAAGGGUUAUAAGAUAAUAUAGCUUGUAAACAGUUUAAAUUCCAAAUAAAGAACAUUUCCCAAUUCUAACCAAUUAAAUAUUGAGUCAAAGCAGAUUACUUACUUAAAUUUUCCUGUAAUCUCAAAUAUAAAUGUGCUAGUUGAUAAUCAAGGAAACCAAAACAUCCAAAUAAGAGGAUAUCAUGAAAAAGGCUUGAUGAUGCACAUUAUCCCGAUUGAUUAAGGAUAAGAGAAAAUUUGUUAGCAUAAUAUCUUAGAAACUGAUUUCUUGAUAAUCUAAAAAACUCUGAAGUUUUUAGAAACAACAUAUGACACAACAGUAAAAAAUUUUGACUCGUUUUACAUUAUGAUUAGUUUGAACAUGAAGUAGAAGCUAAAAGAAUUACCUGAUUUAAAAUUUAAAUAUAAUAGCACCUUGCAUUUAAAAGGGUUAAGCAACUAAAAAAAAAAUAUUGAGAUUCCAUUUCAAAAUAAUAAAAAUCACUACAUUUAUGAUAUAGGAUUGUGGAAUCAAUUUAUCAUUGAAAAUGUGGUCUUGCUACCUCAAUAAAAUCAGAUUUAGCAAAAUAAAAAUUAUUACUUAAAUAUCACAAAUAACUAUGGACUAAAUUAAAAUAUUACGUUUAUAAACCUUGAUUUCUACUACACAACAGAUCCUACAUAGAUAGGAAUUAAUCCUCCUAUGAGUAAUAAAUACUUAUAAUAACCUAUUCAUCUUAAUAUUAAAAACAUUUCAAAUGUGACUUUUAUGAAUGUAAAUUAUAAAUACUAAUCUUUAAAUAACAGCAGCGGAAUCAAAAUAAUAAAUUCUCAAUAUGUAAAUCUACUUAACUUCAAUAUAGACUCCUGUUUUUUAAAUAAUAGCACUUUAAUAAAAAUAUAUUCUGAGACUCUUUUAACGAACAGAGCUGAAAUAAGUAUUUCUUAAAUUUAAGUUACUAGAAGUGUACUUUCUUAAUCUAAAAUAUUCUUAAUAGAUAAUUCAAAUUAGCUUUUUAUUGAAAAUUUAAUAAUUAAAUAUAACCAAGGAAUUCUCUCUAAAAUAUUCUUUCUAGCUGGCAUCUCUAAUCACUAACAUUGCAAUACCCAUUUUUAUAUGAAUUCUGGAAUUUCUUAUUUAUACUAACAGUCUGCGAUUUUAUUAAAUGAAAUGUAUUCCCAUGAAUAUCAAAUAAAUAAUUCUUCUCUUAGCAUGAAAAACAUCUCAAUCUAUAAUAAUAACAUAACUGAUAAUUUAAUGGUAACAGAAUCUGGUUAGACAACUCUAUCAUAAAUUACAAUCAGAAACAUCUAAAAAACUCUUCUAUAGUAAUAGAUCAGGUUUAUUUAAUAAAAUUACUAUCCAAAAACUUCUGAAAACUAAUUAAAUAAAUACCCAUUCCUUUAUGAAGAUAUUUAAAAUGUCACCCUUCAUUUUGAGUACAAGCCUAAUUUGAAUACAUUUUUACUUAGUAAUUUUAAUCAAAGUUAAAAUUCAAUGUCUAUUCCUAACAUAUUAGUAGAAUAUGAUAGCUAAGUCAAAGAAUAUCUGCUAAGCUAACCAGAUAAAAUCAAUUCUUUGAUUAUUUUGUAACAGUAAUCAAGGCUAUUUGUUUAUAAGAGUUUUUUUGAAAACAUUAAAAAUUUUGAUCAUGUAAUUUAUGGAUAAAAUAUAAAUGCAAAUAUAGAUUAAUCUGUUUAUAGAAAUAUAAUUAGCACAAAUUUGAAAGGAAUUGUGUUUCUUUCAAAUAGUUAACUAAAUAUAACUGGUUCUAUUUUCAGAGAUAACUAAGGCUACUUCUGUACUGGAGUGUAUUUGUAGAAUAGCUAUAUCUCAUCUUAAGCUAUGGAAAUAUAUUAAAGUUCCUUUCAUAAUAACACAGCAAAAUUACUUGGAGGAGCAGUCUGUGCAAUAAAUGUUGUUUUUGACUUAAAAAAAAACAUCUUUAACUAAAAUUAUGCUUUAGUAGGAGGAAGUAUUUAUUAUUACUAUUUUUAAGUGAGCUAGUUUGUAAAAUAAAAUUUAGUUAAUAAAAUCAUUUAACAAAAUAAUUUCUUACAAAAUUAAUGUAAAAUAUUCGGAUAGAAUAUUGGCAGUCGUCCCAUUAAAAUCUAAACACUUUAGAAAUAGAUUUAAAAGCAGAAAUAAUCAGAGUACUAUUAUAGUAAUGUAAGAAGCGGAUAGUAUGCUGAUAUUAGCUUUGUUCUAUUAGAUGACGAAAAUAGGAAGAUUAGCAUCUAAGAUACGCCAUAAGCUGUAUUUGUGCUCAGUCUGUAAAAUUUUUAAAAUGUAAGAUUGAAUGACUAUUCUGCCAUAUAGUUAAUCCAUAACUAAACUUUGAAUGAGUCUGUCUUUUAAUUUACUAAUCAAAUAAUUGGUAUUCCAAGCAAAUAGUCAUCCUUAGAAUUGAAUUCAGCAUCUAUUCCCCCUCCUUUUAAUUAAUCAAACGAAAAAGAAACCAAUAUGCUUUAAAACAAUUUAAAACUAAAUAUAUAUUUCAGAGACUGUUUACAAGGAGAAGUUUAUAGCUAAGAUACUUUUAAAGAAUAUUUUACAUGCAGAUAGUGCUCUGAUGGUCUAUAUUCUUUGAUUGACCCUCUAAGUCGAGAGAAGAACAAUUAAAAAUGCAUGUUAUGUCCUCCCUAAGCAAGCUAUUGUUCUUUUAGUUAAAUAUACCUAAAUCCUGGUUUUUGGAGACUUAAUAACGAGACUGAUUAAAUCUUGGAAUGUGUAAAUAAUCCAAGUAAUUGUGCAGGUAAUGAUACUUGCAAAGAGGGUCAUUUAGGUCCUCUAUGCGAAGACUGUGACAUAGAAGGAAAAAUAUUCAAUUAAAAAUAUUCUAAGCUAAAUAUGUAUAACUUUGAUUGUAUGCCUUGUAAAAAUGAAAUAAAAUAGCAUAUAUUAAUUGCUGGCAUAAUUAUUUUUAUGAGCUUUUAUCUAUUGUGGUCGGUAAAGCAAACAAUAGAUAGGGCCAAGGCAACUAUACAAGUAGAAGUUAUGAGAAUAAUUAAAAUGAUCAGCUUAGGCAGAAGUUCGUUCAUUAGCUUGACUGCUGCUUACAUCAAAAUAGCAAACGAUUAUUUUUAAAUUAUAUCAGGUCUCAAGCAAGUCUCAGUUAGAUAUGCUGAUUUUAACUUAUUUGUUGAUUUUUUGGGUGAUUCAUUUAGCCAAACUUCAUUUUCUUUAGAUUGCUUUCUGAUCAAUAAUUUUGAAUUUUUAUCAUUAAAUUAUGCAAGGAUAAUAUGGAUACACUUAAAUGCAAUAUUUUACAUUUGCAUAUUUGCUAUAGUCUACAAAAUCUUAGUCUGUUUCAAGUUAGUUUAAUCUAAGUUUUAUACUUGGACAAAUGCACUCAUUUUAUUUUCCUUGUUUACUUAAUAUAGUAUCAUGUAAAUCCUAAUAUCAAGCAUAAGUUGCAGGUAGAUAGGUAAUAAAUCAUUUGUAAAGCUCUACAUUUCAAUGGAAUGUUGGGGAAAAGAUCAUUUAGAUUUGUUUGUUUCUUUGAUUUUACCUCUUCUUUUGAUUUAAUUAUUUUCCUUAAUCUUCAAACUUUACUUAUUGAUAUCUAUUAGAAAGAAGCUAAAUAACUUUUUGAAUAUCCUAAGAUAUGGUCUGCUUUAUUUAGAAUAUACUCCAUAAAAUUAUUUUUGGGAAAUUUUAAAGAUUCUCAAAAGAAUUCUUGUAACAAUUUGCAUAAACAUGUUUUCAUAAAAUAAUUAGAUAAAAGGGAUAAUGAGUACGUUGGUACUGUUAUUUUAUUUCAUACUUUUAAAUAAAAUGCAGCCCUUUAGGAAAACUUCUUUAAAUAACCUUGAGAAAUAUAGCACAUUAGUAUAGCUUUUACUCUAUUUUCUUGCUGUUUUAGAGUCAUAAAAUGAUAAAUACUAAAACUUUUUUGCUUAUUUAAUCUGCUCUAUAAAUUAUCUAUUUAUCAGCAUACUUGUUUACAAAGUCAUUAAGAAAAAUAAAAGUUUUGUAAAGUUAAAAUCUCUUCUUAAUUCUUGCCUUUAAAAGAAGCUUCCUAAAGUAUACUCUUGUUUUCAAAAGUAUUUUAAGUCUAAUCAAUCUCAAACCAGAAUUUUAUGGAGAAAUCUAGCAUGGGUAGUUGGUGACUUUUUAAAAAGAAGAAAAAAAAAUAAAAAUGCCUGUAUGUUUGCACCUUUUAAUUUAGGUGAAUCUACACCCAUUUAGAAAUACAAAUUAAAGGAUAUGAGAAGUUCCUAAUAGAUUUCACAAUUAUAUGCUUAAAAUAAUUUAAACACCACAGAAUCUCAUCAGCCUUAGAUUACAAAAGAUAUAUUAUAUUAAUAGUCUAUUUUCCCUGAAAUGAUCUAAAAUAGUACCACUCUUGAAAUGGUAUCAUCAAUAGAUAAAAAUACUAAUUUGAAAAAGAAGUCUUUGUUAAUUCAAGAUAGCAUUAUUAUUGAUGAUGGUAAUAACAAAAGCAGCAAUCCUAUUUUAAAGAGAAUUCAAAAAUCUAGCAAUAAUUCAUAAGUUGGUGGAAUACAGUCAUUAUCUUUAAAGAAAAGUAUAGUUUUAAGGAAUAGUCUCAGUUAAAAUGGGCCUCUUUAAUAAAAGUAAAAUAAAAAUCAAGAUAAAAUGAUUAAAUUAAGUAAAAUAAGCAACUUUGAAAUAACAUCUUCUGUUUAACAGACUACAAAUGAAAGCAAUUUUGAUAAAAAUACUGUUGAAACAACAUCUAAAAAUAACAUUAAUAAGAAUUAAAGCCAGUAAUGUAUUCCUUCUGAAUAUGAUGAUGAAAAUGAUAGCAUUUUUGUGAAAUAUAAUACUUAAUAUGUUUAAACAAUUUAAAACUAAGAAUAAAAAUAAUGUCAAAUUAAAAAAUCAGAUUGA
Molecule: messenger RNA, 8760 nt
Organism: Tetrahymena thermophila SB210
Lineage: Eukaryota; Ciliophora; Oligohymenophorea; Hymenostomatida; Tetrahymenidae
Product: transmembrane protein, putative
Exons: 12
Molecular function (GO): protein binding
Source: RefSeq, a predicted model, not a curated record